This is a messenger RNA of Rhizophagus irregularis DAOM 181602=DAOM 197198, 1551 nucleotides long. The record is from RefSeq and is a predicted model, not a curated record. Lineage: Eukaryota; Fungi; Glomeromycota; Glomeromycetes; Glomerales; Glomeraceae.
AUGUCAUAUAAAUUUGAAUCUGAUGCUAUAAAAGCAUUUGAACAACUACUCUUAACAGAAAUAGAUUAUAAUGUUAUUAUAAAUAUUGGAGAAAAACCAAAUUUUAGGGAAUUUCAUGCGCAUUCUAAUAUUUUACGUUGUAGAUCCCAUCAUUUUAAUAAAAUACUUUCCGUAAAAAAUAUCGAAAAAAAAGAUGAAAAAUAUGUAAUAAAGUAUCCAAAUAUUUCACCUAAAGCUUUUUCAGUUAUUAUAAAAUAUCUUUAUACUGGUCAUAUUAAUGUUGAUGAUAAAACUGGAACUGAGCUUUUGGAUAUUAUGAUAGCCUCUGACGAAUUAAAAUUGGAACAAUUAACUAAACUUGCCGAAGAUUUUAUUCUUGAAAAUCAUCAUCAAUUCUUGCGAAGUGACCCGGUCGGAACUCUUCAAAUCGUUUAUUAUAAUAAAUCACUUGUUAAUUUACAAGAAUUUUGUUUGGAAACAAUUUGUUUCGAACCUAAAAUUUUAUUCAAUUCUGAUAAAUUUAUUAAUUUACCUGCUCCUUUAUUAGAGAUUAUUCUAAAACGUGAUGAUUUAAAUUUACCUGAAAUUGAAGUUUGGGAAAAUUUAAUUAAAUGGGGAUUAGCACAAGGACAAACACCUAAUCAACAUGUUUCUAAAUGGUCCAAGGAAUAUUUUAAUCAUUUUCAAAGAAUUCUUUACAAAUUUAUACCUUUAAUUAGAUUUUACGAAAUAUCUUCUGAUGAUUAUUUUAAUAAGGUUAAAUCUUAUGAAGAAAUUUUACCUAAAGAAUUAAGAGAUGAUAUUUUAAAAUUUCAUAUGGUUACUGAAUAUAAACCAACUCUUGAUAAAUCUUCACAAAGAUGUCCAAAAUAUUCUUUAAUUAAUCAAAAUCAUAUUGUAGUUUUUUCAAAUUGGAUUGAUAAAAAAGGAAAAAUUACGAAAUAUACUAGUAAAACUAUUCCUUAUGAACUCAACCUUUUAUAUAGGGCUAGUAGAGAUGGUGGUACUCCUGAAGCAUUUCAUAAAAAAUGUGAUAAUAAAGGUGCUACUAUAAUUAUAAUUAAAAUUAAGGAUUCAGAAAAAAUUAUUGGAGGAUAUAAUCCAUUUGAUUGGGAUUCAAGUAAUAGUUAUAAAUCAACAACUGAUAGUUUUAUAUUUUCAUUUACAGAUAGAAUGAAUAUAAAAACUGGAAAAUUAGGUUAUAGUAAUGGUACAAAAUCAAUAGGUUGUUAUCCUGAUUAUGGACCAGUAUUUGGUGGAUUUUUUUAUUGUAUUGAUCAUAACACAUGGACGAUUAAUAAUUCCGAUACAUAUACCAAUAUUGAUGGAAUUCCAACAGGAAAUUUAAAAACAGAUGAUUAUGAAGUUUUUCAAAUUGUAAAGAAAAAGGUAACAAAAAAUACUUUAAAAAAGAAGACUGAAAUUCAAAAAAAUGAUCCAGAUUUAGAUGAUGAAGGAAAUUUGAAGGCGGAUAAAAUAAGUGAAGAAGAUAGAGAAAGAGAAGAAAAGAAAUCUUCUUCUAUUAUAUCUUUAUUUAAAAAAACAAAAUAA